AUAGAAAAGCAUGAGGAUUAUUCACUGUGGACUUCAUGGAUGAGAGAAGGGAGAACAAAUUACAUGUAUACUUUUUCUUUUAUUGAUAAAGUUUAUGGUUGUUCUUGAGCAUCUUAACUGUGAUGGGGAUAGGCUACACACCGCGUGCUGGACUACAGUUUCUUACUAAAGUGUGCUGAAUAACUAGCCUAUAAGUCAGGGGUCUAGAGCUUUUCUAUCGUAUCUUUUUUUUUUUAAAGCUGUGACUUCAACAAAUGAUCUGAAUUGUUGGCAACUAACUAUUACACAUCUCAUAUUUUUUUUUAUCAAUGUCACUUUUUGUGUAAGAAUGUUUACUCGCCUUAUGGAAUUAACGGAUUGUAAAUCAUGACGAUGACUCGUUAUGUUUUACCUGGUGCUUAUUUUAAGAUAUCAUUGCCGCACACCAAGAGAUAUUUUCAACUUUAAUAUUCUUCACACAGUGAACUGGGGCUUAUAAGGAUCGCACCUCGACGCCCAUCAGACAAAUUUUACAACGGACAGACACUUGUGGCUUUGGACUUAAAAACGUCUGAUGUGAAGGAUCGUACGGCUGUUGAUGCAUUAAAACGCAGCUAAAAUUUAUAAACGACUUUCCUGGUUUUUAUGUUUCUGUCGCCUUGUUUGUUCACUCCACGUUUUCCUGCUUCGGGCACUUUAGAAGACAUUGCAAAUCAAUGAAACAGAUCAUGGCGAUAGAUAUAAUAUCAUUUAAUAAUCACACGGCAGGAGAGACUCGUUUUGCAACGUUGUGAGAGGAAAUCGUCCUUAACUGGGCUCUCCUUAAAGUAAUCGAUACUCUGUUUCUUGCUUACGAAGAGAUGAAAGCCGCCCGCAUCAUCUCGUAGAUGAUUUGUCGAUGGGAGUUGCGAUCAUCGGAUUCCACUGAGGUCUUACGUUGUUGUCUUCUUCAUCCUCGAGCAACUUCAGAGAAGUGAAGAUGAUGAUGCUCCUCAGCCCAGCUGGGCUUGUGUUAUUUAUGCUUUGCAGAGUUGUCGACAGCAGGAUGCUGCUAGACGGAUUGCAGAGAUUUGGCACCAGUCCUACGUACCUUCCGGUCCGAUACCAGGUACUGAACGCAGAGUCGGCCUUCUUCCUUAAGGAGGCCAACCAGGACAUUAUGAGAAACUCCAGCCUGCAGGCUCGUACAGAACUUUUCUUCAUCCAGCAGGCCAGAAAGACUCCUUCUGUAAAUGCCAGUUAUGGACCUUUGUUUGUGGAACAGCCGGUGCCCGUUGAGCUUCUGGGGCCGGGACUUUUCAACAACCCUGCAUCUACAUCCUCGUCAUCUUCUUCCUCCCCCCUUUUUAGUUUUAACUGGAAAGUCCAGACUUUCAUUAUCAGCGAGCGAAUACACCCCAGCUGGCCGAAGGUGCAGGUCCUCUUCUACGUAGUGGGCCGAGACUGGGAUGACUACAGUGCCGUCGACAGAUUGCCCUGCGUCAGGAUGUUUGCUUUCCAUGAGACCCAGGAAGUAAGAGGAACUUGUCGUUUGAAAGGGGAACUCGGACUGUGUGUGGCAGAGCUGGAGCCGUUGGCGAGCUGGUUCAGUCCGCCUAGCAUCAUACCGGGUCGACAGAAAACACCUGAACAGGUGGAAGGCACCCCAGUGGAGUUGUAUUAUAUGUUACAGUCCACAGAUACUGGCGAAUGUAGCUCAGAGGACUCCCGCAAGACCAAUUCUAUCCGCCCUGGGCAGCUGGGCCCAGCUGGUUACUUCUCAGGACCUACACCCAUGCGCAGGAUCGGCAGCGUACGGCUGUUUCAGCCGCUCUCUGAGUUUCGUCUGGACAAUAACUUUGUGGUGAUGGUGCCCUCCAGACCCAUCAGGCAGAGGGAGACAGUGUCGGCUUUCCUUGCGGUCUCCACUCUUUCUUCUGUCGAGAUCUUCACUUUAAAGGUCAGUCUGAAGGACGGUGUGGCAUUUUUGGGGGCGAGAGCUAGCAACCCCGUUCAGUGGACAAUCAGUCAGGAUGUACGGAGCGAGGGACACAGAGUGGUCACCCUGCACUGCCGCAGAAAGGAAGCCAACUUUGGAAAAAGGGUGGAGGCAGGCUUCCAGAAGGUUCUCCAGGUGGAUUUGGAAGUAAACGGGUUGCUGGAUCCCCUGGGCAGUCGCUCGUUGACUUGGCAGAUCGAGUACCCCAUCUCUCGAACCCUCUCAGAAGAAAUUCAAACCCUCAUUCGGCUGGCACCACAUGACCUCGGGGGUAUCGUGCCACUGGCUAUGGAAACAGAAAUCCUUAACACUGCAGUGCUCACGGGAAAGACCGUUGCCAUGCCAGUGAAGGUGGUCACCGUUGGAACAGAGGGUACGGUGACCGACGUGACCGAAUCUGUGGAGUGUCGCUCGACAGAUGAAGAUGUGGUUAAGGUAUCCGAAAGGUGUGAUUACGUGUAUGUCAACGGUAAGGAGACGCGUGGAAGAGUGAGGAUGAUGGUGAACUUCACCUACAGUUACCUGAGCUCUCAGCUGGAGAUCAGUGUCUGGACGCCUCGGCUACCUCUGCAGAUCGAGAUGUCCGAUCCGGAGCUCAGUCAGAUCAGGGGCUGGAGGGUUCCUGCAGAUACUGCCAGCCAAAGAUCCGGGCCAGGAGAAGAUGAUGUGGAUGAAACGGUGAGGAAGGAUCGGGGCUGUGGUCCACAGUACCAGAGCACCACAGUCCGUGUCCUCACACACUUUGAGGCAGAACCGGAGGAGUGGCAGGGCCAGCCAGACUUCCUCCUGGGCAGCGAUUGGCAGGUGGAUGUUACUGAGUUGGUGAGGGAUUCAUUGAAGGUGGAAGAUGAACGUGUGGCCAGGCUCUCGGAAGAACAGGUCCUCAUCGGUCUGAACACAGGCACCACUAAAAUCCAGGUGAAGUCUCCGUUGUCAGACUCAGUUCUGGCUGAGAGGAUUAUCCGGGUUGUGGAUGAUAAAGUUAGUAUUACGGAGUUGGGAGUGCAGCUGGUCUCCGGUCUUUCACUGAACCUCCAGCUCAGCCCAGGAAGCAACCGGGCCAUCGUUGCCACAGCUACCACACAGGAGACCUUGCACAACCCCAACCAGGAGUCUCUUGUCAGCGCAUGGCUUCAGUUCAGUGACGGCUCCAUGACCCCACUUGACCUUUACAACCCUGCUCAUUUCGUCCUAACGGCGACCUCGCUGGACGACCAGGUGCUGUCUGUGAAAAAAGACAACAGGUGGAGGCCGGUGGUGGUGGCUAAGGGUGAAGGGCAAGGCAUGCUGGUCCGGGUGGAGAUGUAUGGACCGGAAUCGUGCCUUAAAACCAAACGCCGAACAGUUUUGGCUGCAGGCAACGCCAACGUCCAUGUGAAGUUCAGCCGAGGUGAGGAAACAGGAAACAGUGCGAGUGACAGGAGAUACAGACCCAAUGCCCCAUAUUAUGGAGGAUCUAUCUCCGAUAUGGAUGCUGGAAUAAUGAGCAGAGGAGCGACCACCAUCAAAACCGGCAUUUCCGGGAAAGCCAGCGGUGAUAGGCUCUCAGCCGGUGACAUUCCAGUCGAUUUCGCCGAGUUCCCAGCCCAGGCAGACCUUCCCACUGGACGCAACAUGGAAGAGGACCUUCUGCAGACCCGUCGUGGCCUCACCGACCUAGAGAUAGGCAUGUACGCCCUACUAGGGGUCUUCUGCCUGGCCAUCCUCGUAUUUUUAAUCAAUUGUGUCUCAUAUGCCUAUAAGUACCGUAACAAACAGCUCCCACUGGAGGGCCAGGAGACCAUGGCUCAUGCCCAUGACUGGGUUUGGUUGGGCCAUGAUGCUGAGCUGUUGGAAAGCCAAGCAGGAUUGUGUUUGGACCAGGAGGAACUAGGUGGCACCAUGGACUCCGGGUUGGGUCUGGAAGAAGGCAGCCAGCUUCUCAACGGUCUGUCAGCUCAGAAGAGCGUGCAAGGACAGGUCCACAGGUCCAUAUCGGACUCUGGAUGUGCUGGACGGGAUCACAAGAGCGAAUCGUUGAACUCGCCCACCACCAAAAGGAAACGGGUGAAGUUUACCACUUUUAGCCACAGCAAACCCAGCAAUGGAUGCCCAUCUAUAAGCCCGCUUCUGAUUGGUCAGAAUGACAUCAAAUGGGUUUGCCCAGAUAUUGAGCUCGGGGACUCCAAAGAGCUCCGAAAUUAUAUGGAAAGGUUAAAUGAGAACGCUACUAAAAAUAUUGCAUAGUGGGGGUUGUAGUUAUAUAUUUAUGUAUUUUUCGGACAAGUGUAGCUCACCCAUAUGCCUUCUGGGUAAGGUGGCGGUGGUUUGGGGGUGGGGGGGUGUUGGCCUGACUCUACUGCAAUCAGACAGACCCACAUCUCACCAUGAAAAGACAAGCCAUUCAUCUGGUCUUGUUUCCAUGGCAACUGUCAUGAGGGUUCAUCAUCAGGAUAGAAGGAAAACAGAGAUGGCUAUGAAACUACUGAGGAUGUAAAACCAUGAGAACACUGGAGUAUGAGAUAUUGUGGCUAUAUUUUCGUUUUGCCGAAGAAGAGGAUAUUUCAUUUUUAUAUUACAAGUUUUGUUUUCCUUAACACGCUGAAUGCUUGGUGGUGGCAUACUUUCUAGUAAGUGGAUAUCAAACUACAAACAAAGAAGAGUUGACAGUUAAACAUAUCAGUAGCAGGUUGGAACCUGAAGCAUUUCCAUGAUGAUGAUGAUGAUGAUGAAGAUGAUGGGAGACCACAUUUUGUAAGAUUUUACAUAUUUUUAUACAUCUCCCCUCCUUGUCCACGUUAGUGUCUAGCUACUUUAUUUCUUCAAAGUCUUAACUUACAUAUGUAAAUGCAUGUGAAUUGAAAAUUCAAGGACAAAUAUUUUGGGACUUUUGUCCAGCAACAGUGUGUGAAUGAUCAUGUAUAUACUGUGAAGCAGAGACUUCUGGGAAACGGGCAGACAAAUGACCCUCCACGAGCCGUUGAGCAAAUUGUAUUGUUGUAGGUAGUGUUAUCAAUAUUGUAUAAUACGUUGUUUACAGUAUUAGAAUGAUAGAUGGUAUGCACUCCAAUUGCUUUUGUAUGUGCGCCAAAGCUGUGCAUUGCCUCUUUGUCAAACUUUUUCUUUGUCUUUCGGUUUUGCUUUGCUGUUUUUUUAAUGUACAGUGCACAUGUAGCAAACACUUGCAACUCGUUAAACAGGUAAAAUCUCUUCUAUUCAGUUAAACAUCCUUAUGACUAACCUAAAGCUUAGGUUAAAGUGGAUUGGAUUGGUUUGGCAUUUAAUCCUUAGGUACACUCUUAAAAAUAAAGGUGCUUCACAAGAACCUUUUUUGGUUCCACAAAGAACCAUUUAGUCAUAGGUUCUAUAAAUACAUUUUUGAUACAUUUUUAUUAUCUGAAGAACCCUUUUUCACCGUUAAGAACUUUUUGUGAAACAGAAAGGUGCUUCAGAUGUUAAAGGUGCUUUAGAGAACCAUUUAGACAAAAAAGGUUCUUCUAUGGCAUCGUGAAGCAUCUUCAUUUUUUAAGAGUGUAACGUGAAUAACGCACAAGACAAUUUUAUACUGUAAGUAUACUAAUUAGACCAAAACAUCUGUAUUAGUGUACGUCAGGGUGAUUCUCGCGAAAUUAGACUUAUGAGGUGCAUUAAACAUUUUGAUAAAAAAGUAAAUGCAAAGUAAGAUUAUCAUAAUAAGAAGCAUACAGUUACAAACAUCUCUUCAUGUACUAUUUUGCACAUGAUUUUUAUAUGACAUCAU
This is a messenger RNA of Paramisgurnus dabryanus, 5696 nucleotides long. RefSeq names its product transmembrane protein 132C. The record is from RefSeq and is a predicted model, not a curated record. NCBI's taxonomy places the organism in Eukaryota, Metazoa, Chordata, Actinopteri, Cypriniformes, Cobitidae.